AUCAAGAUGGCUCCAUUGCGUAAAGGACACUUACUAGCCCGAGUAAAUUUUCCCCCUUAUGCUAUCCAUAAUCUGACAGAACGACAUAUUCUUGUCGCUGGAGGCGGAGGUGAUGCAAAAUGUGGUAUUCCAAACACUGUAGAGAUAUACGAGUUGAUCAACAAUGGUUCCACAUGUCGAGCAGAACCCGUGACACAUUAUGACACAGGCUCUCAUGCUAUUAUGAAUUGUACAGUGUUUCACAAUGGUAAACAUCAUGUCCUAGCUGCAGGAAUGGAAGAGAUGUGUCAGAUGUAUCAGUUGACGUACAAAAUAUUAGGUGAAGAGAAAGAUGGUUCAGGGGUAAAAGUUGGAGUCAAAGAUAAGACUCCAACACCCAACAAUAAGUCAGUACGUCGUCGUCGACGGACUAAUUCCUUUAGUUCAGAAAAUGAAAAAGAUAUAAAAGAGGAAGAAAACAAACCGAAGAUACAAGAAAGUACCACAGAAAUGGGAGUUCCAGUUGUAGAGAAAAAAAGAAAAAAAUCUGAUGCUAACUCUAACUCUAUCAUAACUCAAGUUGGAUUUGAUGUAAAACCUAUUCAGAGCUUUCAAACUGACUUCAAUAAAAAGGAAGAACCAUUUCAGAAAGUUGUGCGAUUUACUUCAGUUUCUAAUAUUUUGGCUACUGCUGGAGCAGAUGGUCAUGUUAGGUUGUGGAAGUAUCCUGAGUUAACAUUGUUGCAUGAUAUUGAGGCUCAUGGAGAUGAAGUGGACAAUAUUGAUUUCAGUCCCUCAGGCAACAAGAUUGUCAGCAUAUCUCGUGAUGGCCAUGGUUUUGUUUGGAAUGUUAAGGAUGGCACCAAGCAUUGUGAGCUGAAGUUUUUGUUGCCAAAGAAAGGUGAUGACAAGUACAUUUUUCGUUCUUGUAGAUAUGGAAUUGUGGAAGGAGAUAAAUCAAACUUUAAGUUAUUUACUAUUGUAAAUCCUGCUGUGAGAAAAAAGACACCACUUCCUUGUUAUUUAUUUAAAUGGAAUGCCACCAAAUAUGUUGUAGAAAAGAUGGUUUCAACUGGUACGGACAUGCUUUCAGUGAUGACUGUAAGUGAUGAUGGAAGAUUUGUUGGUUUGGGCACACUCUCAGGAAGUGUGGAUAUCUACAUCUCAUUCAGUCUAAUGAAACUUUAUCAUGUGGAAAAUGCUCACAAUAUAUUUGUUACUGGGCUUGAAUUUCUGCCCAGUAAUGAGGAAGCCCAGCGCAUCACUGGUGACCAAGAUACGUCUCUAAUCAGUAUAUCAGUGGAUAAUCAUAUCAUUGUUCAUCAUGUUCCAAAACCAUCAACCAUGGGAAUUGUUGGAAUCCUUCUCCUCUUUAUGGCAGUAUUGUUUCUUGUUUACGUUCUCUUGGAUUAUCUGAAUCUCUGAGAAACUUGAAUUUUUUCUUAACUUUGUGUAUUUGGGAAGUACAUUUUGUACUUGUUAACAAACAUAUAUAUAUAAGUAUUAUACAUUCCAGCUAUAGUGAUUGAAUGGUGCCUUUUGAAGGACCAAUACUUAGGUGAAUAUGAAAGAGAAGGGGGUGACAAGUAUUUUGUCUCUCUCAACGUAAAUGACUAGUAUGUUCUUAAGCCUUAAUUAUGGACAGUAAUGCUGAAUAACUUAAGUUUUCAGUGUAGUAAGAUAUGUUGAUGUAAAAAGUACAUUAAAAAUAUCAUAAAUAUGAGUCAUAAUGAGAUCAUUGAACGUUAUAAGAUACAUUUACAAAACAUCAUUUUUUUAAGUUUCAUAAUGCUAGGAAGAUCAGUUAAUCAAGACUAACUCCAUAAAUAUAAACUUUAUUACCUUCAAUUCUUCAGUAUUACACCUUCCACAGUCUUAAGGCAUCUCAAAGUACCUAUGAAGAGUUUAGAUGCAAAACGAGGUACAUCCAUUUUUUCCACUUUUAUAAAAUUCAUUAUGUUUCUUAAAGCUGAUGGAUGAUGAAUAAGUAUUCCACACCUCCAGUGUAUAAAAUGAAAUACUAAAACAGAUGAUUAGAUCAUGUUACCACAAAUCAAAGUUUAUUAAACUUUAUAGUGUUAAAUGUUUAAUUGGUUUUGUGGAGAAAAAAAAACAAUAUAUCCAGGGCUUUGUUUUUUUUUUAAACAAGAUAUGAUCAAAUGGUUUUAGGUUCAUAAAGAUAAUUAAAAAUCCCAUUUAAAAUGUUUUUUAAAACAGCAAUAUCAUUACUGAUUAUAAUAAACAAAAACUGAUGCAAAACCAUGAAAAAAGUGAAAAAGCAAGUAAUUGUAUUCUUACUGUUAACCCUUUCAGUGUGGCUGGGAUGUGUAUACGUCCCAGCCACAGUGAAUGGGUUAACUUGUCAUUGAUGAAGUUACAUACUACUCUGGAAAAAGAAAUAAUUAAUGUGAUAUCAGAAAUUAAUUCGAAUAUUAUAAAUAAAAAAGCAAAGUAAUUAUUUGUUUAUUGGCCUUUCAAAAAUAACCUAUGGAAAGGGAGGAAAAACAGAAUGAGUAUUACAGGUGGAUGUAAAUACCAGUUUCAUCACACAAAUAACCAUAAUCAGAAUUGUAUUAUGUACCAUAAGUACUGUAACAGUAUCAGAAAGUCCUUCUAGUCACUGGCCUGAUCACAGGACACUGAUAUGGUCAGCACCAGCCAAGGCAAUGUUAUAGAAGUUAUGUAUAUCCUGUUCCACUAGAAGUUCACCAAGAAACUGUGCUUGGCUUUCAAAUUGUGUGCUUCUGAUUUGACAUCAAGGUAUUUCUGCACUGUAGUUUCUUGGCAUACAUGAUUGUUUGACAGGGGUAAAUAAUUAAUUUGAUGUGCACCCAGAUUUUAACUUGUCACUACCUUAGUUCUCCCCACAAAUUUUUUGGCCUCAUCACACCAUUUUCCAAACAGUAUCUACAAAUACCUGGAAGUAAAAUAAAGGAAAAUCUUGAAAUAAAAUAUAUAUUUAAUUAUCAAAAAUGAAGAAUAUGCCUUGUUUCCUUUGCACAUAAUUACAUAAUGGUGAGGCUUUUAACACAACUUCAGUUUCAGUUUGAUGUAAAAUAAAUUCAAAUAAAUCCAAUAAAAAGUAUAAAAAUAUUAAGUUUGCUGUUGAUCAAUCAGAGAUUUAUAGCGACAUUUAUCCCAUCUUACCACAGAAAUAAAGUAGUUAAGAAAGGAAGAUGAAAAAAUUAAAAAACUGAAUUAGUAACAAAUAUUUAAUCUAAGCCUAUUUACCACUAAUAAUAGAUAUUUUGCCUACUGGUGCUCUUAUCUGUUAUCUUGCUAGAAAGUAGUAUUUUAAAGCCUCAUCUUUUACUUUACUUAUGGCAUUGUCAUGGACAUGGAGUUUUUUCAAUUUUGAUACAUUCAUUCAACUGAGGAAGAUAGCAUCAUGUCCAACUUUGUCAUGUGUCUGAAAAAACUGGCUAUCAGUAUAAGCCCAAUCAUCUGGUUUUAGCUGGAUGGUGAGGUAAAGUUUGUCAGCAUUUUGAUUGCAGGCAAUUGCUGGGAACUUAGCAGAUCCACUGUGACAAAGGUUUUGGAUGACAUCCAUGAUUUAGUUCUUUUAUUGUCACUUUAGUUGGCUCACUAAUUUCAUCAGAAGUGUUUAUUUUGAACAUAGAAUAGUACAAUAUGAACAGGCUUAAAUGUUGACUACAAGGUACAAGGAUUCUAUGAUAUUUGUGUCGUGGUAAGAAUAUGUGCACUGAUUAUGUCAAUGAAAUAGAAGUGGCAUGUAUCACAUAUUGGAAUGAAACAGAUAUAUCUACUGUAUAUAUCAUAGCUUAUUUCACAAUUAGCAACAAAGUGAUUUUGAGCAUUGUAAUUUAUAUAUAUUGAGGUAUAUGAUCCUGGCAUUAAUGCAACUUUCAUAAUGAUGGUGUAUUUCUUCCUUUGGAUCUAUUCUCUUCAUAUUGACUUUAGUGACAUACCUUGUGCACAUGGAUCAUAUAUAACUUUAUAAAAAUGUAUACAUUUGAAUUUAGUAACAAAAUUGAAAUAGAAUAAUUUAAAUGCACAUCAACACAUAUGCCUGAGCUUGUAAGAUUAUUCAACUAAUUUUGUAAAAUGAUCUUUCUAUUUAAAAUAAAAACAUUGACAAAAUACACAUUUGUGUCAAAAUAUAAAUUUGAGCAUUAAAUUCCAUAAUAAAUAUAUAUAUAUGUUUAUUGGUGGUUUUUAUUUUUCAUUUAAUAAAUGAAAAAUAUAAUAUCGAAUAUAAUUGAAUAUCGAGGUGUAUUAAGUUUGUAGCAAUAUACAGACUGAUGAAAGUGUAAUACUGAAAUUUUAAUAACAGCAUUGAUUUUUGCUUAUUUAGUUUUGUUCAUGUUUGAUUAAAGAAAUAAAUGUUUUCACAACAUUUUAGUUUGAUUCCUAUCCUUACUAGUCCUGUAUACUUUAUAGAUUAGUAUUAGAUAUUUUAACUACUGUUUUAAGCAUGUAAAGAUUUGAUAACAGAAAGACUACAUAUUGUAAGUUCUAUUGGAAGUUAAAAAAAAAAAGAGAAAAAAAAACACACACACAGUGUUUGUAGUGGACAUGUUUCUAUUUUGAAGCUACUAUAAUGUUUGUGACUUGUGUACUAUUAUUCUGUCCAAGUAAUUUGUGGUGUGUGAAUUUUAUGCAUGCUUUUUAAUUGCAUUCUUUCUUUUACCAGAGAUAUGUAUAUAUACAUAUAUAUGUUUUAUUCACACUGUGUAAAGUGUGUUAAAAAAGUGAUGGGGAAAUUCUUUUGCCACUGCAAGUUGGAAACAUUUUUCAAAACAGUGUUGUAAUAUAUUUAUGAGGAGCGAAUAAAGUAUUUAAAUGCUCUA
Molecule: messenger RNA, 4790 nt
Organism: Limulus polyphemus (Atlantic horseshoe crab)
Lineage: Eukaryota; Metazoa; Arthropoda; Merostomata; Xiphosura; Limulidae
Product: prolactin regulatory element-binding protein-like
Exons: 9
Coding region: 7-1404 (465 amino acids)
Biological process (GO): protein secretion
Cellular component (GO): endoplasmic reticulum membrane
Molecular function (GO): GTPase activator activity; guanyl-nucleotide exchange factor activity; protein binding
Source: RefSeq, a predicted model, not a curated record